This is a messenger RNA of Physella acuta, 817 nucleotides long. RefSeq lists its product as uncharacterized. Lineage: Eukaryota; Metazoa; Mollusca; Gastropoda; Physidae. The record is from RefSeq and is a predicted model, not a curated record.
UCUGCCAGUGCCAUGCAUUUUCAAGCAUACAUGCUGGAGGGCAUUGUGCGCUGGAAUGAGGACUGGGAAGAAGCAGAUGGUUACACCUGCUAUGAUCUUCAGUUGCGGUCCACCUACAGAGCCUUUGGUCAAAGAGUAUUCAACACAGACCUUGAUCCCCAGUUACAAGCUCCAAGAGAGUACACUGGGGAGAAGAUGGGCAUAGAGUACCUCUUUGACCAGACAGGCAAACGUUUUGAGGAGAUGAUCACUGAUGUGGAGGAUGAAGGAGAGAAACUGCUGGAGACACUGUCCACAACUGAGGAGGAAGAGGAUCCAGCAGAAAUGGAAGCCAUCGAUCCGACAAUCUCCAUUUCAGAGCCCCCAGUGAUUGCCUCUGACAUAGCACCUGAAGAUCUAGCAGUUCCCCAGCCAGAAGACAAGAAGGAGAUACCUCUUGAUACGUUGGCACUUGGGCCAGACGGUCAAGAGGGUUUUCAUCUUGUGAAGGAACUUGCCUCAUACCUAGUGGGACUGCGUCAGGAGAGGUGUCUUACUGAGACACAGGUGAACACCUUGAUACCUAUGUUCAAGGCCCUCCCUGAUGCAGAUCAACGCAGGUUGAAAUACGCCCCUAGGUAUGAGACAAAAACAAAGGGUGGAUGCUUCGGCACAGUCAGUAGUGGUGUGGUUCCUGGACUCACUAGUGUGAAGCGGUAUGUUAGAUACAUUCUUUUCAAUUUAGGUGCUUGUAAUUAAAAAAUUAAUUGUUUUCAAGGAGCUGUUAGGGUGGAGACUCUACAGCAGCUCAGUGGCCGGACAACAGCAGGAUUGUGGA